Cylindrotheca closterium is the source of this 393-nucleotide messenger RNA. NCBI's taxonomy places the organism in Eukaryota, Bacillariophyta, Bacillariophyceae, Bacillariales, Bacillariaceae. The record is from the annotation of a GenBank genome assembly.
AUGGCUGAUGGCUAUGAUCCACGCAAAUCUAAAGUCAGUGAUGACACCAUGGACACCUGGAGAUCUUCUCAGGUCACUGGAGACUUGAAAGAGGUCCCUGGAAUCGGGCCUGCUGCCGUCAAGAAACUUGCUGAGAGCGACGACGGUCCCGACAGAAUCACCAACACCUACCAACUCUUUGGAAAGUUCCUCAUGCUCAAGGGACCUGGACACGGGGACGAGAUCGAAGUGGAACCCCUGGAGCACACUCAAAAGUUCUGGGAGUUUCUCAAGAACCGCGGCAUCACGGCCCACCGCUCCGCCAUUGUCAAGGCGAUUGCCGAGAAGUCGGCCACUUUCUUCACCGGUAUCUACGAUGCCAAUGACUACGAGGAUGACGAGGAUGAUGAGUAA